AACGUUUACGAUUCAGCCACAAGAGGGCAGCAGUGUCCAACAUUUAUCCUUGGCACAACUGCGGAACCUUGCUAUCCGGAAUUCGGACACUUUUCUGCGGCGGACCAGCAUGGCUACGCUCAAAAGGGGGGCAGUCUUUUUUAGUUUCCUCAGGAGCACUGCUCGUGUCCUGUCCGGCAUUAGAACACCUGCAGUCUGUAAAGCGGGGCGAUGGACCAAGACACUGAACGCAACUGUGGCGUCUUUGGCCGUGGGCGCUGGACUCUGUGCUGUGCCUUUCACUCAGGUUGAACACCUUUCUCACGACUCCUUGGUCAAACGGGCAGCGUCUCUGGUAACAGACAGUUCGAGCACUUUUCUCUCUCAAACCACGCUGGCUCUCAUAGAUGCCACUGCACAGUACUCAAAAGCUGUGCACACACUUAUUGCUCUCCAAAAGCGAUACUUGGCUUCUCUGGGAAAACUGACACCCACUGAGGAGGACUCAAUUUGGCAGGUGAUCAUUGGUCAGCGUGCAAAGGUGAAUGACAAACACGAGGAAUGCAAGCGAUUCGAGUUAACCUGGACCAGCGCAGUCAGGCUAUGUGAAAUGGCAGCUGAGGCAGCGUAUACAUCAGGAGCUGAACAUGCAUCUGUCACGAUGAGGACAAACAUUCAUUUGGCCCAGUCACAGGUGGAGGAGGCUCAGAAACUGGCAAUGGAUGCAGAGCAGAAGAUGGCAGAGACUAAAGUAAUGGAGGUUGAAAGGAUGACACAGUAUGCUGCCUCCUUAGAGAAAAAUGAUGAGGUGGAGGAGGUGCCUGAGGCCUAUUUGAGAGAAGACUGAGAUAGACGAACAGUGGAAAACAUUAAAAAAUAACUAGCAUGGAAAAGUUUCAAACAUUUAAGAGCUUUGAUUUUGGGGAUUUGUUUUUAUUCACUAUUUAUUUCUGACAAUAAAGGCCAAUUAAAACCUAAAA
Betta splendens (Siamese fighting fish) is the source of this 959-nucleotide messenger RNA. It is a transcript of the gene diabloa, whose product is annotated as diablo, IAP-binding mitochondrial protein a. The transcript is spliced from 6 exons. The record is from RefSeq and is a predicted model, not a curated record. Gene Ontology annotation, biological process: neuron apoptotic process; intrinsic apoptotic signaling pathway in response to oxidative stress. Gene Ontology annotation, cellular component: mitochondrion. Bases 110 to 826 code for a protein of 238 amino acids. NCBI's taxonomy places the organism in Eukaryota, Metazoa, Chordata, Actinopteri, Anabantiformes, Osphronemidae.